Messenger RNA from Gigantopelta aegis, 1455 nucleotides. RefSeq names its product zinc metalloproteinase nas-13-like. The transcript has 9 exons. The record is from RefSeq and is a predicted model, not a curated record. Gene Ontology annotation, molecular function: zinc ion binding; metalloendopeptidase activity. NCBI's taxonomy places the organism in Eukaryota, Metazoa, Mollusca, Gastropoda, Neomphalida, Peltospiridae. Bases 1 to 1230 code for a protein of 409 amino acids. Gene Ontology annotation, biological process: proteolysis.
AUGCGGAACUCACUCCGGGUGUGGGUGUUGGAUCUGGAGUGUUCCUCUAGGGUUGGGAUGACGGGAGGGACCCAGCCAGUCACACUCGCCUGGGGCUGCCGAGUGAAAAGCGUCAUCAUCCACGAAAUUGGUCACGCGGUUGGCUUCCAUCACGAACAGACCCGACCGGAUCGGGACGAGUUCGUACGAAUAGUCCGACAGAACAUUCCUUCGCACCUGUACUACAACUUCCAGAAAUACACGCGUAACGUUAUCAACACGUAUGACGUAGCCUACGACUAUACGAGUAUUAUGCAUUAUGGGCAGCGGGCUUUCUCUGCCAAUGGUGGGGUGACGAUUGUUGCCAAGAACUCGAGGUUUCAGAAUCGUAUGGGCAAGAGCGCAGGUUUCAGUUUCAAGGAUAUCAAACUGGCUAACCUCAUGUACCAGUGUGCCGCUCACUGCGGUAGACGUAGCUGUCCAGGUGAGGGGUUUGUGGGGAAAGACUGCAACUGUUGGUGUCCCGGAAAUCCAUACCGGAGAUGUUCCGGAAAUGGUGGCGGGACCGGAAAUGGUGGUAGAAAUGAAACCGGAACGGGCGGUGGAACAGGAACUGGAACCGGAACUGGCGGCGGAACAGGAACUGGUGGAGGCACUGGAACCGGGACAGGGACAGGGACUAGGACGUGUCGAGAUCAGAAUUCUAAUUGUGCUAACUGGGCGCGGAUGGGCGAGUGUGAUAACAACCCAGCAUACAUGCUGUCAUUCUGUAAGAAGUCUUGUAGAAAAUGUGGCGGGGGUGGCGGUAAUGGAGGAGGUUCAAGGUCUUGCAGAGACUUGAGUAUCUACUGUGGAUACUGGCGGAGAAGAAACUACUGUGGGAGUGCAGCAUAUUCGGCAUUCAUGUCUACAAACUGUCGGAGGUCCUGUAACAAGUGUUCAACCGCUAAUUCUGCGGCAUCAGGCAGACAGCCAUCAUCAUCACGGUGUAGCGACAGCAACAGCAUGUGCACGUCGUGGGCUAGAAGCGGAGAGUGCACCGCCAACCCAGCCUACAUGAUGACGUCAUGCCGACGCUCGUGCAAUGCGUGCAGCGAUAGCGCGCCUGUUACGUACAACCAGCAACAGACGUGUAUUGACAGCGACACGAUGUGUACGACGUGGUCACGACGUGGUGAAUGUCGCUCCAAUCCCAGCUACAUGCUUGUUUACUGCAGACUUUCGUGUGGAGUGUGUAGUGUUAGCAAAUAAUGUUCAGUGAUUAGUUCACAUUCUCUCAUCCUCAGGUAUAUAGGACAGAGCUACCCCAUGGAAGAAAGUCAUGUAAGAAAUUUCUAUCCUACAUGGGAUAUCAUGCGCACUCCUUUGACAUGACGUCGUUGGUAAUAUAUGACGUUAUAUUAGUGUGAGAUGGUGACGUGAGGUCAUUAGACAGUUUUAAAUUAAUAUUUUGUUAUUAAAACCUUCAUUAUAAAA